AUGGGUGACCGAACGGACAUCGAGAAACUGCAGGAAAUGGUGAAGCUACUGAUGGAUGAGAGAGAUGCGGAAAGGGCGGCCCGAGAGGCUCUGGAAAAGAAGAAUCAGGAGAUACAACCCGUGAUGAACAUGUUCAAUCAUGGGAAUAUGAUUACCUUUCCCGAAGGACCUCGUAUUGACGCUAAUAAUUUCGAGUUACGCAUGCCCCUUAUUCAAAGGGUCGAGCAAACUCCUUUUGCAGGUAGGGCUACAGAGGAUGCUAACCGCCAUCUCUCCAAAUUUGUGGAGAUCGCAAACACUCUCAAACUGAACGGUGUCGACGACGAUGCCAUAAGGGUAAGACUCUUCCCCUUUUCAUUAACUGAUUCUGCUAAAGAGUGGUUUGAAUGUAUGCCCAGAGAAAAGGUCUCCACAUGGAAAGACAUUGUAGCUGCCUUCCUCGAUAAGUAUUAUCCGCCGGGAAUAAUUUUGAAGCUCAAAAGCGAGAUCUUCCAAUUCAUCCAAGGCCAGGACGAACCCCUCUAUGAGGCGUUUGCUCGUUUCAAAGCCCUUCUCCGAAAGUGCCCUAACCAUGGUUUCACCGUGGACCACCAGGUAGGGAUUCUCUAUAAUGGGUUUAACGAGAAAAUUUGUGCUAUGCUUGAUUCAGGUGCAAAUGGAGGGUUCUUAAGGAAGUCAGGUGAGGAAGCCAUGGCAGUGAUAGAGGAAUUCGCCACCAACAGCAGGGGGUGGUCGAAAGAAAGGCAUAGCCUAAAAAGGAUAGCUGCAGUUGAAGAAGCCGAGGAAAGCUCCUUUGCAAAGGAAUUGGCCGAGCUUCGAGUUAGGGUGGACCAAAUGGAUUCAUCAAGGAAGGAGGACCCGAUUCCACCAACCUCCAUUAUUGCAGUCUCUAAGCCUGAAACUCCUACCCCGACAGUGGAAGAAAUCAACUACAUGCAAGGAGGCGGCCCCAAUAGAAAUUACAACAACAACUAUCGCCCUAACCAGGGGGGCGGUAAUUUCAAUAAUUAUAAUGGAAACCGACCUCACCCUAAUCUCUAUUAUUCUAACAAUAAUUACUUGCAACCCCCCGCAGGAUUUAAUGUUAGCAAGGGAGGAGUAGUUGAGACACUCAAGAAGGAGGAAAAGUAUGAACAAGGGAUCACAAGGAUCUUGGAGGUAAUCGCGCAAGACAGGAAGGUUAAUGACACCAAGAUCGGAGUGGUUGAAGCUAGGAUAAACAACCUCGAGCAGGGAAUGAACACGAUCUCAACAGCCAUAGCCAACAUCAACACACAAAUGGAGCAAAUUCAAAAGAAAGUGGAUGAGGAUAGGGCAAAGGCAGCCGCACUAGUGGACGACGUCAACAAAAAGUGGGUGGCAAAGAAGAAAACUGGGGACUGCCAAGACGCCGGCGGACCGCUGGACUCUACGUGGCGGGCCGCCACCGAGAAGGCAGAAGCGCCCGCCCAGCAGGGACUCGUGCGGCACAAUGGGAUUGUGCUACCUUUCCAGCCAAAGAGGAAGUUUAAGCUCGAAGAGCAGUUCAAACAUUUUUUGAACAUGUUUUGUAAAGUUCAUACUAACAUUCCUCUAGUUGAAUCGCUGUAG
This is a messenger RNA of Salvia hispanica, 1590 nucleotides long. The record is from RefSeq and is a predicted model, not a curated record. Lineage: Eukaryota; Viridiplantae; Streptophyta; Magnoliopsida; Lamiales; Lamiaceae.